Drosophila sulfurigaster albostrigata is the source of this 2320-nucleotide messenger RNA. It is a transcript of the gene l(2)34Fd, whose product is annotated as nucleolar protein 10. Gene Ontology annotation, biological process: maturation of SSU-rRNA from tricistronic rRNA transcript (SSU-rRNA, 5.8S rRNA, LSU-rRNA). Gene Ontology annotation, cellular component: 90S preribosome; nucleolus; nucleus. The transcript has 4 exons. Gene Ontology annotation, molecular function: protein binding. Lineage: Eukaryota; Metazoa; Arthropoda; Insecta; Diptera; Drosophilidae. Bases 96 to 2270 code for a protein of 724 amino acids. The record is from RefSeq and is a predicted model, not a curated record.
CAUUUUAUUUUAUUCUUUUUCAACACUUUGUUGAUACCGCACGUGUUGUAUUUUGUAGUUUAAUACACAUAGAUUUGUGUGCUUAAAAUGCAGUAAUGUUUGUCAACGAAGUGAAUGAUGUGAAAAUCUACAACUUGAGCGCCGGCAAAUCGGUGCCAGAUUGGCUUACCGAUCGUCGCAAGCGCUCACAGCUUAUGAAAAAGGGGGAUUCUCGUCGACAAAUAGAGCUCAUACAGGACUUCGAUAUGCCCGGCGUGUGCACCAGCAUACGCAUGAGUCCGGAUCAGCAAUAUAUUCUAGCCACCGGAACCUAUAAGCCACGUGUUAAAUGCUUUGAGGUUUCAAAUCUUUCCAUCAAAUUCGAACGGUGUUUCGACUCAGAGGUGACCACAUUUGAGGUGAUUAGCGAUGAUUAUAGUAAAAUGGUGUUCCUCCAAUGUGAUCGAUAUGUUGAAAUCCAUGCCGCACAUGGGCGUCACUACAGAUUACGCAUUCCGCGUUUCGGUCGCGAUAUGAAGUAUCAUAAACCCAGCUGUGAUAUGUUUAUAGUGGGUGUGGGCAGGGAUAUUUAUCGUCUGAAUCUGGAGCGUGGUCAAUUCCUACAGCCCUACGAGACAGACGCCAGCUGCCUGAAUGCCUGCGAAGUGAAUCCCGAGCAUCAUCUGCUUGUGGUGGGCACAAAAGAAGGCACAGUCGAGGCCUGGGAUCCGCGCAGCAAGCAGCGUUGCGCCACCUUGGAUGUGGCUAUGAAACUGCCGGGCGUCAAAGAGUUUCCUUCUGUCACAGCACUUAAAUUCCGCAAUGGACUUCAUAUGGGCGUUGGCACUGCUUCUGGACAUGUGCUGCUCUAUGAUAUACGCUCUCGACAACCAUUACUCACCAAAAAUCAUCUCAACAAUUUGCCUAUCAAGCGCUUGGCCUUUAAUCCAGCUCCAAAUGCUGUUUACAGCUUAGAUGAGGCAACAUUAAAGUUGUGGGAUGAGCAAACGGGCAAACAAAUAGCAUACGUGGAGUCGACGACAUCGUUCAAUGAUUUUUGCACUAUUCCCGAUUCGGGAAUGUUCUUCCUGGCACAAGAGGAUGUCAAAAUGCUAACUUACUAUGUACCAGCCAUGGGACCAGCGCCACGUUGGUGCGCUUUCCUAGACAAUCUCACUGAGGAGAUUGAAUCUGAGGUGGUGGAAAAUGUCUACGAUGACUAUCAGUUUGUGACACAAAAGGAGCUCGCCGAACUGGGCAUGGAACAUUUGAUUGGAAGUAAUCUACUCAAGGGUUACAUGCAUGGAUACUUUAUGAAUGUUCGUCUUUACAACAAGGCCAAGUCUGUGGUAGAGCCGUUUGCCUUCGAUCGCUUCCGCAAGGAGAAAGUGCGACAAGAGAUUGAAAGUGAGCGCAAGUCACGCUUGCAAAUCGAAUCGAAGUUGCCAAAGGUCAACAAAGAGCUGGCCCUUAAGAUUAUGGAUGAACAGGCGAAUCCUUCAAACAGCGCCAAGCAACGCAAUGUGCCCAAUCUUUUGCAAGAUUCUCGUUUCAAGGCCAUGUUCGAAAACACCGAUUUCGCUGUCAACAAAGAAGCUGAGGAAUAUCGCUUACUGGCUCCUGUGCUGAAUCGCCUGGACAAAUCAAAGGCCAAGGAGCUGAAACAGCGCAUUGAAGUUGCUCAUGUCGCUGAACUACACGCGGAUGAGGCGCAAACACGCGAAGAAAGUGAUAACGAUGAAGAUCUGUUUGGUUUCGAGAAGAGCAAUUCCGAGGAGAGCAGUGGUGAUGAGGCAUCCUCGGAUGAUGAUGACCGACGAGAAUAUGUGAAGGAAAUGAAACAGGCCUAUAAACAAGUGAAACAACAGCGCGAUGAAGAGGAGCAGGCAGAGAACGGAGAAGAAGAACCUGAUGGACCAGAUGAUUAUGUGUCUCCACUGGCCAAUGUCAAUGGUGACAGCAAUAGCAAAACUAGCGCAUCACCAUUGAAUAAGCUGAACUUUAAACUAACAGCUAUCGACAAAGAGCAGGGCAACACUGAGCUGCAGCGUCGCAUCAAGCAGGUCAGUCUGCAGGAUCGUGUACGUGUCAUGACUAGCUUGGAAGGUCAAGUGACUAAUGUGGGCCGCUCAAUUGGCAAUCGACAAAUGACAUUUGAAAUAAACAGGGAAAAGAAAUCCCAGCACAUUGCAAAGAAACGUGAGGCGGAACUGAAAAAGCAUCGCGAAGAACGUCGCGGCAUCGUGAGACCAAUUAAAUCAUUAAAACUGAAAAAGGUUAAUUUUAAGUAGGACUUUGUAAUCAAACUUUUGCUACAUAAAAAUGUUUUAAUUUAUGUAAA